This is a messenger RNA of Endocarpon pusillum Z07020, 894 nucleotides long. RefSeq lists its product as uncharacterized. The coding region runs from base 1 to 894 and encodes 297 amino acids. NCBI's taxonomy places the organism in Eukaryota, Fungi, Ascomycota, Eurotiomycetes, Verrucariales, Verrucariaceae. The record is from RefSeq and is a predicted model, not a curated record. The transcript has a single exon.
AUGCCUCGCAAACCUGUGCCGCCGAAGCAGAUCGUGUCGCGUGAACCAUCUAACGGUAAAUCUACACGCAAAAUACUGACCCACCCACUUUUCACCCCAGUGCAAAUCUCCACCCGCACGCCCCUUCUGGAAACGGACUACAACUUUCACAAGUCCAACUCGACAUACUUCUCGGAUUUGGAUGUUUCGCGCACGAAACUCAUGACUCGGAUUAUCAGUCCGGGCUUCAAGAAGGUUAAUGCCCAGCUUGAGGAGGAAGGGCACCGGGGAAGGAUGGUCGUGGCUCUGGGGGCUGUUCAUGUGACUUUCCGCAAGGAGAUUGGGAUUUUUGAGAAGGUAUGGGUGCGGAGUCGAUUGUUAGGAUGGGACGAGAAGUGGGCUAUCAUCGUGAGCUAUUUUGUAAGGACGAAGAAGGGGCGGGUGGAUGGGACUAACGGGCCUGACAAAGGGGAAGAGCUAUGUGCAGUGGGGCUGAGCAAGUAUGUGGUUAAGAAAGGGAGGUUUACGGUGAAGCCGGACAGGAUCCUGAGGAUGGGGGGCUGGUUGCCUAAGAAGCAGCCCGAUCAAGCUGGGUCCGAAACGUGUAAUGGAGAAAUCAAGUUGUCAUUAGCUGACGUGCAACGGAAGGAUGACGAAGCAGAAGAUGCAGAGGAGGGACUCGAAUCAGCACAGACCCCCGCAAUUGAGGGAAGAGUGGUCUUGGACGAGAAGACGGCAGCAGCAGCAGAAUCCGCUGCCCAUGCGCUUUCUGUAAGCGACGCUGACAAUUCUGCCUGGGACGCAGAAGCUUGGGACUGGGAGGAGAUCGAGGAGGAAAGAUUAAGAGGGUUGAAGCUGGCGAAGACAUGGUUGGCGCUUGAUGGGGAGUUAUGUGAGGAAUUUGACAAGAAUUGA